UGAAGAACUCAAGAAAAGAGUUGUACCUGAAUGUCUUUCUGGUCAUAAAAACAUCUGUCUUGCUAUUACAGAACCAUACGCUGGAUCCGAUGUAGCAAAUAUUAAAACUGAAGCCAAAUUAUCUGAUGAUGGUCAACAUUAUAUUGUAAACGGUGAAAAGAAAUGGAUAACCAAUGGUACAUUUGCUGAUUAUUUCACUACUGCAGUCCGUACUGGAGGUCCUGGCAUGGGUGGAAUUUCUCUUCUUUUAAUAGAAAGAACAAUGCCAGGUGUUAAUACUCGUCAAAUGUUAUGUUCAGGUGUAUGGUCAUCUGGUACAGCAUAUAUCACAUUUGAUGAUGUAAAAGUUCCAAAACGUAACCUUGUUGGUAAAGAAAAUGGCGGAUUCAAGUGUAUUAUGCACAAUUUUAAUCAUGAACGUAUGGGUAUUGCUAUACAAGCCACAAGAUUUGCACGUGUUUGUUAUGAAGAAGCAAUGAAAUAUGCACACAAACGUAAAACUUUUGGACAAAAACUUGUUGAUCAUGCUGUGAUUCGUAAUAAACUUGCACACAUGGCAAGAAAAAUUGAAGCAACACAUGCUUGGAUGGAAACUUUAAUUUAUCAAACAAAUCAUAUGUCCGGUAAUGAAGCAAUGACGAGACUUGGAGGUCCAAUUGCUUUAUUAAAGGCUCAAUCUACACAAACAUUUGAAUAUUGUGCUCGUGAGGCUGCUCAAAUUUUUGGUGGUUUAGCAUAUACUCGUGGAGGUCAAGCUGAAAAGGUUGAACGCCUUUAUCGUGAAGUACGUGCCUAUGCUAUUCCAGGUGGUUCAGAAGAAAUUAUGCUUGAUCUUGGUGUUAGACAAUCUUUAAAGGUUGCGCAAUUUUAUGGUGCCAAACUAUAA
Molecule: messenger RNA, 886 nt
Organism: Entrophospora candida
Lineage: Eukaryota; Fungi; Glomeromycota; Glomeromycetes; Entrophosporales; Entrophosporaceae
Source: the annotation of a GenBank genome assembly